This is a messenger RNA of Helicoverpa zea (corn earworm), 1248 nucleotides long. RefSeq lists its product as uncharacterized. The coding region runs from base 1 to 918 and encodes 305 amino acids. NCBI's taxonomy places the organism in Eukaryota, Metazoa, Arthropoda, Insecta, Lepidoptera, Noctuidae. The transcript has 5 exons. The record is from RefSeq and is a predicted model, not a curated record.
AUGUGCCUAGUGAUAUUAUUUGCACUAAUAAGACUUUACCAGAAUAUCUGCUGUUUUUUACAACACUGUUUUUCUCUCACCCAGUGCACCAACAGCAAUGCAUUCCUAAAAAUGGAUAAGAAAUACUACCUCGUCUCGGAAGCUUACAACAUGGCGAAGAAUCUCUUCAACCAGGGUCGCAACAACUACAUCAGUUUGAAGAGCAAGUCCUUGAAAACCAUCGAUACGUUCCUAGAUCUGGUGUAUAUCAUGAAUGAUGAAAUGUCCAAGGAGUUGAGAAGUGCGGUCCUCAAGUUCUACAAAGUGAAAUACUUGCACGAUUUCACUAAUUAUAUUAUUAGUAUGGAGGAGAUGAUAGAAAUAGUGGAGCACUGCCUGAUGGACCCUAUGGAGAAGCUGGAGCAGAUCCGCACGCAGUUCCACGACGUCAUCAAGAACUUCCAGGACGUGAGGAACUUCGAAUCCGUCAACAAGUGCCAUAAGGAACUACCUGAUGAGGUCGCUGCGGCACACUGCUUACUGCAUCAGGCUGUUCUUUUCAACGAAACAAUGCAAGAAAGCCUCGUAACAAUAGUGGAAAUAAAGACCCGCCAACACGCACAAGACAUGAACUCCUCACUUUACAACGUUCAGACUUGCAUCAACAACUUUGUGCCGAAAUUCUUCGAGCAGCUGAUGCUGGACGCGUAUACAGACAGGUGUGGCUACCUGAGGGUCGUGAACGCGUCCAUAGCAGACCUCGUGAGAGACAAGUGGAGGGGCAAUGAAACUGUCUUCCCUGAGAAGUGGAGCCCUCUUGUUAGACUGCUGAAGGAGAAAACCAAACAACCAAUCAGUGCGCUGGAAGAACCGUUACAUUUGACUUUAUUCGCGGCAAACCUAUCGUCCCAGGAUGUUGUUAGAACUUUAUACAAGUGAAAUAUGCCUAUUUUUGUAUUUGUACUUUUAUCAAUCCCAAUCUUUUUAAUAGUAUGUAUAAGUAAUUCGAAUGCGAGUUAGUUAUAUGAGCGUGAGAGGGUGAAUAUGGGCGGGUAAAACCACAAAGGCCAACUUUCUACCCAAGUGUGUAAAGUUGGUAUCUCAGGACGACGGUAAGAGCUAGUUGGAAAAUGACAUAUACAUUACUUAUACUUAUUUAUUUUAAAAAAUAACAUAAUACAUUCAAUUAAUCACCGAAUGGAAUUCCAAUACGUAGUUUAACCAUCUCAAGUUGAUCGCUAGGAAAUAAAGCACGUUUUGUUCGUCUAA